GUCAGACAAAACGAGUCAAUACACACUGAACGGCCAUGUCGCUAGAUGCUGCGCUUCAUGCACGUUUAGCGACCUCAGCUUUGUUGUCUGGCAGUACUGGAGGCGUCGCGCUGCUGCUGGCGGUGUGCUCCUCCGAUGAGGCAAGGUCAAAGCUUCACGUGAAGACCAUGGAAAACCACCUGAGGUGGGCUUUUCGAAGAUCUGACAAAAGCAGGCUGGGCUGAAGUUCAUCGUCUGCCCCCAUUUCUUACAAGAUCUGCACGACCUCUCACCCCAUCUGGAAGACCGGCGGCAUUCUCUCUCCUUCACUUCACCGUCUCAGAACGUGAGUAGUGGUUGAUUUGGGGGGGGCAGGUGCGGUCCGGGCCAGGCCUUGUGGAACGAUGGGAGAGUGGAUGAUGGUGAUGCAAGUCAUAUCCGCAAGGUGAUCGACUUACCGCAAGGUGAUAGUGGUGAUGUUUGGUUAGAAGCUUGUGAGUUUGAAUGGAAGGAGAGAUGGAUAGAUGGAUGGGUAGAUGUCAGCACCAUAUGGAACUAUCGGAAGGCUGAUGGCUGGCAUGCUCAGGACAUUGCGGGCUGGAUGUGGGUGGUGGGGCUGGGAUAGAUGGAUUUCUUUGAGUGGGGAGAUGAGGGUCUAGGCGAACAUGUUUCCCGCGCGCUACACCUCGAAGUUUCAGACUAAGUCUUUUUAUGCGCAAGUUUCUCUUCGUUGCAAAGUCUCGCGGUUGGAAUAAAUGCUAGCUUAAGAAAGAAAGACACAAAUAGAGAAAGAAAAAAAGAAAGGAAGAAAGAAAGAAACACAUAAUGAAGAAAGAAGGAAAGAAAAAAAGACAUAUGUUUUCAUGCCAUCUUGCCAUGCGUGUCGCCAUUCCAAGAUCCUUCCAUUGGGUGCUGCCCUGGCUGCCUCGGUCCUGCUGCCCUUGGGGCGGCUCUUUGGGCUGUCAGCCGUGGUCAUGCGCAGCACACGGAGGAGAGGCAUCAGCCUUCGUCAAGUGAUCCUAGAGAUCCUGUCAUUCUUAUGCACCCUGGUCUCCUGCUGCCUCUUCGCAGCAAGCCUGGGAGAGAGCGAGUCAUGGAUCAUGAGUCUGGCCCUGGCCACGGUGUCCCAGAUGAGGCAGCUCGGGAGGCAAGGGCUUUCUUGGGUCUACUUCCCCCCAACAGCGACCCAUCGGAGGGUGAAAGCGCAGCUGCCUUGGAUAGUCGCUUCUAGCUUGAUGCUCACGCUGUUCUGCAUGGUGCUGAUGAUGGCAACCUCCAGUUUCAGCUUCGGCUCCUGGCUUUGUACCGGCCUGGUAGUUUUUGCCUCUGUGGAGCUGCAAGAAAUCUUCCUGGAGGGCAUCGUUGGGCCCAGCUCGGCAGAGGGUUCGGAGCUCCUGGAGGCCCUCGUCCAGCCGCUGAGCUGCGAGGGUCCUGGACUUUCCAGGUGGCUGGCCCUGGCAGCCUUAGCCCAUGCGGUGGUUUACAGGCAUCAGGGACAGAUGCUUUCCAAAACCACAGCCUUUGGCUACCCCAUGGACAUUCAACCGCCUGCCUUUGCCGCCCAGGUGUUUGGGACGAGAAGCAAAGCCGUGUCCAUGUCAACCUCUGGUCUUCAGGCGCCGGACGGACGUAGCUUCUUCGCGGUCUACCUGCAGAGCGGCUUGGAGGUCCUGAGAGAGUUUACCAUCCGCGUGCAGUGUAUCGUGGCCGCUUCUCGGCAUAAGGGAGCAAAAGCCCUUGACCUGUCACAGUUGCAGGUGCUAGAGGCUGAUGUUUUACAGCUAGCACCAUUGAUGAGGAUCGCUGCCGCUGGACUCUGUGGCUGGAUUUGUCUCAGCCGUGACAUGGACGACCUGGGGAAGGUGCAGCGAGAAGAUGCCUUGAGCAAGGUCAUCUAUGAGCUUUGCGGCGCGCUGCAGGCUCUGAAGCGUUUGAUUUCACUCCGUGGCCUUCUGGAUUUCGCUCCACCGACGGUGCGGGGAGCGCAAAGUUCCUUCGAGGAGGCACAGCACAGUCUGUACCAGCUGCUGAUGACCUUCGAGCAUUGUGGGCUUCAACAGGUUAUAUUGCCACCGCUCUACAAGCGAAUGCUGGAGGACAUGAUGCGCGACUUCUGAGUCUGUCGUCCAUCCAGCUGACGCAGUUCACUGCCGUGCGCGCUCAAAAAAGCAACUGGAGAAGACGCGUUGCGACGCGUUGUGGAACAAGUCUUAUGAAGAGCAAAACACUGGCCAAGAACGCUUUCAAGCCAGCACCGUUUUAACUUGUGCUGCUCAUGGUGAUUCUUGCAAUUGGA
Molecule: messenger RNA, 2275 nt
Organism: Durusdinium trenchii
Lineage: Eukaryota; Dinophyceae; Suessiales; Symbiodiniaceae
Source: the annotation of a GenBank genome assembly